ACAUUCUCCAACAACUCCUCUCAGUCCCAAGCCCCUCCCCAUCUUCUGUCUGCAGACAACAUACGUAAUAGGCCGGCAGAGAUCUUCUUUGUUCUUGUCUUGUGUUCGUCGACAACAACCUCUUAAUAUAAUUCUUGAAUUCCGAACCCCCAGGUUCUGAGGACGAUCGAUCAGACUCCAGAAAAGAUGGGUGUAGGGAGUGAAAUAGGAAGCCAAGGCUACCAAACCGAUCCGGGCUCCGAGUCGGACACGGGAAGCGCGAGAGUUGGGUUCAGUGGCCCUCUGAGCGGCCCCCUGACCAGCAACAAGAGAAGCAGCAACAGACGAAGCGCAAGGUUCAAAGACGGGGAAGACUAUGUGGAAAUAACACUGGACGUCCGAGACGACUCGGUUUCGGUUCACAACGUCAAGGGAGGUGACCCGGAGACGGCAUUACUGGCCAGCCGUCUGGAGCGGCGGCCUUCUCUGGGCUCCCAGUUCUCCAUGAAGAUACGGCAGGUCUCACAGGAGCUCCGGCGCAUUACUUCCAACAACAAGUUCAACAGGGUCGAUCGAACCAAGUCGGGAGCCACCCGUGCCUUACGAGGCCUCCAGUUUAUCACCAAGAACGUCGGCUCCGAUGGCUGGGCCGAGGUCGAAAGGCGGUUUAACGAGUUGCAGGUAGACGGUUCACUUCCCAGGACCCGGUUUGGUAAAUGCAUAGGAAUGAACGAUUCGGGCGAGUUCGCGACUGAGUUAUUCGACGCACUGGCUCGUAGGAGAGGAAUAGUGUCUCACUUGAUCACCAAAAUCGAGCUUCGAGAGUUCUGGGAGCAGAUAACCGAUCAGAGUUUCGACGCCAGGCUGCAGACGUUCUUUGACAUGGUUGACAAGAAUGCAGACGGGAGAAUCACGGAAGAAGAAGUGAAAGAGCUGAUCACGCUAAGUGCUUCGGCUAACAAGCUGUCAAGCAUUCUGGAACGAGUUGAUGAGUACACGGCCAUGAUCAUGGAAGAGUUGGACCCUAAUAACCUGGGUUACAUUGAGGUCUACAAUUUGGAGAUGCUACUGCUGCAAGCGCCCAGUCAGUCGACGAAUCUAGGGAUGACCCAGAGUCGUAACCUCAGCCAAUUGCUGAGCCAAAAGCUGGUUCCGACCAAAGAGCCCAACCCCAUCAAGCGAUACUACCGGAAGGCGGCUUACUUCCUUGAGGACAACUGGAAGCGAGUUUGGGUGCUGGCGCUCUGGGUUUCCAUCUGCGUCGGCCUCUUCACAUGGAAGUUCAUCCAGUACAAGCAUCGGGCCGUGUUCGAUAUCAUGGGCUACUGUGUUACCACGGCCAAGGGCGGAGCCGAGACGACCAAGUUCAACAUGGCCAUCAUUCUCCUCCCGGUUUGCAGAAACACGAUAACAUGGCUCAGAAGCAAAACCAAGCUGGGAAUGGUUAUUCCCUUCGACGACAAUAUCAACUUCCACAAGGUCGUCGCUCUGGGGAUUGCCAUCGGAGUAGGGCUCCACGCCGUUGCUCACAUAACCUGCGAUUUCCCACGUCUGUUACACGCCACAGAUGCAGAGUAUGAGCCGAUGAAGCCCUUCUUCGGUGAGGAACGCCCUCCUAACUAUUGGUGGUUUGUGAAAGGAACGGAGGGUUGGACUGGGGUCACGAUGCUGGUGCUCAUGAUCAUUGCGUACGUAUUAGCCCAGCCUUGGUUCAGAAAGAACAGGCUCAGGCUUCCGAAAUCCCUCAAGAAGCUUACUGGUUUCAAUGCCUUCUGGUACUCCCACCACCUGUUUGUUAUUGUUUACGUCCUGUUCGUCAUUCAUGGUUACUUCCUCUACCUCCAGAAGAAAUGGUACAAGAAAACUACAUGGAUGUAUCUCGCAGUACCAGUCACAUUGUAUGCAUGCGAGCGCUUGAUUCGCACCUUCCGGUCUGGCUAUAAGACAGUUAAGAUUUUGAAGGUUGCCGUCUAUCCAGGAAAUGUGUUAGCACUCCAUAUGUCUAAACCCCAAGGAUUUAAGUACAGAAGCGGGCAAUAUAUCUUUGUCAACUGUUCCGCUGUUUCUUCUUUGCAAUGGCAUCCUUUCUCUAUUACAUCAGCCCCCGGAGAUGAUUAUCUGAGCAUUCAUAUUCGCACAUUAGGUGACUGGACAUCGCAGCUCAAAGCUGUCUUUGCUCAGGUGUGUCAACCCCCAACCGAAGACCAGAGUGGGCUUCUGCGAGCUGAUAUUAAAACAGGCUCCAACCCCCCGAGGUUGCCAAGACUGUUGAUUGAUGGUCCAUAUGGAGCCCCGGCACAGGACUACAAAGAAUAUGAUGUCCUGCUCCUUGUUGGGCUGGGGAUUGGAGCCACACCACUGAUCAGUAUAGUUAAAGACGUUCUGAACAACAUCAAGCAACAGAAUGACGUUGAGGAAGGUGCCGUAGAAGUUGGAUCCAAGGACAACAAGAAGAAACCUUUUGCCACAAAACGAGCCUACUUCUACUGGGUUACCCGUGAACAAGGCUCAUUUGAAUGGUUCAGGGGAGUACUGAAUGAGGUUGCAGAGUAUGACCGAGAUGGGGUCAUCGAGCUUCACAACUACUGCACCAGUGUCUACGAGGAAGGUGAUGCUCGGUCGGCGCUCAUCACCAUGCUCCAAUCGCUCCACCAUGCCAAGAGUGGUGUAGAUAUUGUAUCCGGGACACAGGUGAAGACUCACUUCGCUAGGCCAAACUGGCGGAAUGUUUUCAAGCACGUCGCCGUUAACCACACUGAUCAGCGCGUCGGGGUGUUCUACUGUGGGGCUCCUGGAUUGACCGGCGAGUUACGACGGUUAGCACAAGACUUCUCCAGGAAGACGACGACCAGGUUUGAUUUCCACAAGGAGAAUUUUUGAGUUCAGAGCUUGCACAGGGUCGCUAGCUAUAUACCUAGUACAUAAUAUUGUAGUGCAUAUACCACACAGUGUGAUAUUUUUCUUUUGAUUGUUUUUUAUUUGAUUUUUUUUUUUAGUUAGACACUUGUAAUUUGUAAGCAGUUAGUUGUGUCUAAUUUCAUUACAAAUUAGUGAAUUAGUAAUUGUUGGACGAAGGGUGGAUGUGAUUUUUGUUGAUUAAUCUCACCUUAUCUGUUGUUGAUCAA
Nelumbo nucifera (sacred lotus) is the source of this 3104-nucleotide messenger RNA. RefSeq names its product respiratory burst oxidase homolog protein B-like. NCBI's taxonomy places the organism in Eukaryota, Viridiplantae, Streptophyta, Magnoliopsida, Proteales, Nelumbonaceae. Gene Ontology annotation, molecular function: peroxidase activity; calcium ion binding; NAD(P)H oxidase H2O2-forming activity. Gene Ontology annotation, cellular component: plasma membrane. The record is from RefSeq and is a predicted model, not a curated record.